Molecule: messenger RNA, 4719 nt
Organism: Vespula pensylvanica (western yellowjacket)
Lineage: Eukaryota; Metazoa; Arthropoda; Insecta; Hymenoptera; Vespidae
Gene: jub
Product: LIM domain-containing protein jub-like
Exons: 6
Coding region: 753-3509 (918 amino acids)
Biological process (GO): negative regulation of hippo signaling; positive regulation of miRNA-mediated gene silencing; response to hypoxia
Cellular component (GO): P-body; nucleus; adherens junction
Molecular function (GO): transcription corepressor activity
Source: RefSeq, a predicted model, not a curated record
CGCAUUAAACUAAUAUACAUGUAAUUUCCGCAGGUGGUGAUUUUCGGACGGUGGAGAAAGAGAGAGAGAGAGAGAGAGAGAAAGAAGAUUCAGAGCCCAACAACGUACGGGAAUCGACCUGACGACUUCGUGUGACAGAGAAAGAGAACGAUAUAGAAAGAUAGAGACAGAGAGAGAGAGAGAGAACGAAGGAACGACGCGCGUAUGCUCGAGGCGCCUUCAUCGCGGGGCGUAUCCCAAGAUCGCGAGGUAAAAAGCAUCGUUUCUGAGUGCGUCAUUGCGUGUCCUUCCUCCUACUCUCUUAUUCGUAGACUUUGGUAUAUCCUGGUUUGGUGUAAUUUACAAAUAUAACUCGUAUGCGUCGUCAGAAAAGAAGAGAAAAGUAAGAGAGAGAGAGAGAGAGAGACAGAGUGAGAAGAAAGGGGUAGGUGUGUGAGUUCGUACGUGUGUGAGUGUGUGAAAGAAAGAAAGAGAGAGAGAGAGAGAGAGAGAGAGAGAGAGAGAGAGAGAGAGAGAGCAACACAUAGAGCAUCGAACUCGAUUUGACAAUCGGAUGGACGAAGAAGAUCGGCUUUGUGUUUCAUCGCGAUGAGACGUUCGUUAAAGUUUUCCUUUGUCGAGAUAAGAAUUUAAAUUUGUGCUUUAAACUUUCUUUUUUUUAAGUUCCGUAUCUUUUUCUUCCUUCGAAAGUGAUUAGAAUUUUGUCUCGUGUUAUCCGUCGUCGAUUCGUUAUCGUGGUUUAUUCAUUGCCAAUGUGUAACUCAGCCGACGCUUCGUACGUGCAAAAGUUAGGUUAUCUGCAGUUAGGAGAUGAUAGCUCGGACGUUGUUGGUACCUCCGGUACCGCUAGGCUCUCGGGCUCAAAACCCGAGGCCCAAGUGCCUGUUCCGAGAAACGUCACUGCUAGGAACGAUGUUAGGACACCUGGUAGACCCGUAGGUGCUAUCGAAAGCUUCAUCGAGGGUAACUCUUCUGACAAUACUAGACAAACUAUUUCUGCUGAUUAUAAGCUUUACGAACGUGAGAAUAUUAUAGCUGCUUCGAGGUUUGCUACUCCCAAGCCUGUUGAACAAAUUAGUGCUCAACAGCAACAGCAACAACAACAACAACAACAACAGCAGCAACAGCAACAGCAACAUCAACAAAGUCAAGGACGUGUUAACAAUCAACAGGCACCUGUAUACGAGAAUAUAGACUAUUAUCCGCAGCAGAGUCAACCGUUACCUCCUUAUUAUCACCCCGUUGAAUCUAGGAAAAGUCCUAGAGAUAGUCCUAGAGGUUCUCUUGCUGGAGAAUCUUACGAAGCUAAUUUUAGAAAGGCUCAGCCUCAGGUUCCCACUGGAAGUCGUUAUCAAACUGCUUCACCUGCUAAGGAACUGCCUCCUUACGAAGCUCCUCCUGUUUAUGAAAAUAUUCAGGAAGUUCAUUAUACUGAUAAUGCACAAAAUAAGCCUGGACCUCAAGUUCCAUCUAAUUAUUAUCAUCCUGCGAAUAUCAAUGGAGGUGAUUACGUCAUUAUGACUGGAAAAGUUGGACAAGGACAAGCACAACGUGGUAUACCUCAAAGUCUGUCUUAUACGCAACAAAGAGGAAUGAAUUCUAGGGGUCAGAGUUAUGAUGGGUCAUGUUUACAACGUACAGCUGUUGAUUGUCCUUCCAGAUAUCUACAAGGAUCAUCUUCCAAUGCUGAUCAUCAGUCUGGUAGAAGUGCUUAUGUACCGCCAUCUGAACUACAUACUCCAACUAGAAAUUUUAGCUAUGAUCAACAGCAGCAACAACAACAACAACAACAACAACAACAACAACAACAACAGCAGCAGCAACAGCAACAGCAACAACAAUCUUCCAGAUCAGGACUACCUUAUCACAGCGAAUCACCUCCAAUACGUUUGCCACCAGAGCCUCAUCAUUAUCGCAGUUCUCUUGAUAAUACUGUAGCUGGACAGCAGGCAUAUCGUACGUCCCACCAAAAUGACAUGCAACAGACACAAUUUCGUCAGGAUUCACAAGUAUAUAAGCAAUUUGUGGAGCCAUCUACAAGAAGCAUGAAUACAAAUUAUACUACAGAAACUCAAGCUAGAAAUUCUCCUGUAUACGGUAGUCGUUCGGAACAACCAUCUUGCAGAAAUUCUCCAUGUUAUUCUCCCAGUCGUACAAUGCCACCCAACGAUAGGAACUAUCAUCAACAAGAAAAUAGAUCAGAUUUUUCUGCUAGGAAUUCACCAAUUUAUUCUUCCAAUCGUUCUGCAGAACAAUUACGUUUGGGUUCUCUCCAAAAUGAGAGGAAUUAUACGCAGGAUGCAUCCGAAUCGUCUGGUCCGAGGAGUUCACCUUUAUAUUCACCAAGCCGUACUGAUCCUGGUAGAGUUAUUACACCAAAUAGUAAUAGUAUCCGUAAUUCUCCAAAAGCAAGUCCAACUCAUAGUCAAAUUCCAAGUGAUAUUGGCUUACAAAAUGUAACAAAUUCUCCUAGACACAUUUCACCUCCUUCCACCAAUGCAGUGGGAAGUCCUGUACGUGUGCAAGUGCAAACACCAGUGACCAGUACCGUGACUUUAACCAAUGAUUCUGAUUCAACUGUUAAUGUACCUAGAAUUACAAGCCUACCACCGGGUGUUACCAGUGGCAUUGCUGGUCCUGUAUUUCUGAAUGCUGGUGUACCUGUAUUACAAAGAUCCUCAGAACCAGAACCUGAAGAAAGAAAGUUGGUUAGUCCACCUAUAAAGCCUACUCCUGGCAAAGGAUUGUUGCCAUACAAUAUCAUUCCACCUAGACCAUCGGGUCCAACGGAAGCGGAAAGGAAGAUAGAAGAAUUAACGAGACAACUCGAGGAGGAGAUGGAGAAGCAAGAGGAGGAAGGAGAAUAUUUCGGUAUUUGUCACACGUGCGGUGAAAAAGUGACUGGUGCUGGACAAGCCUGUCAGGCUAUGGGUAAUCUUUAUCAUACGAAUUGUUUUAUAUGUUGUUCCUGCGGAAGAGCUUUACGUGGCAAAGCUUUUUAUAACGUUCAUGGAAGGGUUUAUUGCGAGGAGGAUUAUUUGUACUCUGGCUUCCAACAGACAGCCGAGAAAUGUGCUAUUUGUGGUCAUCUUAUUAUGGAAAUGAUCUUACAAGCUAUGGGUAAAUCCUAUCACCCAGGGUGCUUCAGAUGUUGCGUAUGCAACGAGUGUCUCGAUGGUGUUCCUUUUACGGUAGACGUAGAUAAUAAGAUCUAUUGUGUUAACGAUUAUCAUAGAAUGUUUGCACCUAAAUGUGCAUCUUGCGGUAAAGGGAUUACUCCGGUCGAGGGUACCGAAGAAACAGUUAGAGUUGUUUCCAUGGACAAAGACUUUCACGUGGAUUGCUAUGUUUGCGAGGAUUGCGGCAUGCAGUUAACAGACGAACCCGAUAAAAGGUGCUACCCACUCGAUGGUAGGCUCAUGUGUCGCGCCUGUCACAUCCAACGCAUAUCUCAUACACAACCAAGAGCACCACAGCCGGUAUCUGCCAGCUAUCAAUUCAUGGGAUAAAAAAAGAAAAAAGUAUAUAUAUACAGAUAUAUUAAUGUGUAUGCGUGCGCGCUUCGCUUCUAUUAGAAAUGUUUCAUUUCAAUUGAUUUGCGCACAUAAAAGCCAUCCUAUAAUGAUUAACUGUGCGAACUUGUGCUUCGAUCACGUCAAUCCAAUAAAAUUUCUCUUGAAUUGCCUGAAAGAAAAAAAAAAAAAAAAAAAAGAGAAAAGAAAAAAGAAACAGAAAGAAAAAAAGGUAAGACUGCUCCAUAUAAAUCUAUACACUGCCUCUUGGGAUCAUAUAAUAAUUUUUUCUUCCAUUUUUUAAACAAUUUUUUGUCACGUUACAACUGAAGAUUUCUAGGUAUGCCUAUUAACGAGAUAUGUAAUAUAUAUAUAUAUAUUUUUUUGUUUACGGUACUCUUCGAAUGCAGUGAUUUCAUUAGGAUGAGCAAGUUGCGCAGGCAACUGUGAUAUAAUAGCAUAAUAUCGAUUUGUUAAGUGGCGAACAUUUUAUUCCUUUUACUUGGUGUAUAUAAUAGUACACGUGUCUCGUUGUUAAUAAUUAUUAUAGUUAUUAUUAUUAUUAUUAUUAUUGUUAUAAUGUAAUGCGUAUUGUUACGAAAAACGUAAUGGAUGAACACACACAUACACAUACACACAAGACGGUUCAACGUCCCCGCUGAAAUGGAAAUUCCUUCGUGUUAAUUAUAGUAUUUAUAUGCAAUUUUAAUGGACGUAGGAGUCGUUAAGUCCUUUCAUAUGUUAAUUAAUAUUUAUCAAGGAUUUGUGCGCUCUUUCAGUCGAUGCUGAUAAUAUAAAACGAAUAAUAUGACAAUAUGAAAUAUAAUCGUAAACAUUGUUCUCGUAAAAUGUUAGAUUUGUUUUUGUCAACUACAAUCAAACAAGUGGAAUGAAUUUAAUAGAGCAUUUAUAUAAGUGUGUAUAUAUAUAUAUAUACACACACACAUGCACACGACGUAGUUCGUGCUUUAAUAUAUUAGAAUUUAAGCGCACAAUUUUUAAGCUGCCAAAAAAGAAAGCAAAAAAGAAAACAAACGAUUGAUUUUUAUCAAGAUUUGCUAAUAUAAUCAUUUACAUAUUUACAAUAGUUAUUAAGUAAUGAGUACUGUAGAUAAAAGUACAAUCUCUCUUAUUUAAAUAUACAUAUGUACGAGACAGUAUGUAUGAUAACGACCGUGUUUAAUAAAGGCGAAUCUGACAGAAAUAA